Cladocopium goreaui is the source of this 1474-nucleotide messenger RNA. The record is from the annotation of a GenBank genome assembly. NCBI's taxonomy places the organism in Eukaryota, Dinophyceae, Suessiales, Symbiodiniaceae.
ACCAGCCACAGCCCAUGGGGUUCCAGCGAUCGACCAAGGGCACCUGUGAUGAAAGGGAGAAAGGCGCAACGACAACGAUUGGCUUUGAUCGCUGCACUGGUUUGUGCAGUGCUUCUGUCUGACCGGGAGCGGCAAGCGGUAACCAUUGACAGGACCUUUAUGGCGGCCAACUACGUGGGUGACGCGAGUUUCGCCUUCACCGGGAGCUUGGCCGCUGGCUUGGCGGGGAUGGACUUGCUGGGCUGCAACCUGGUGGGUUUCAUCACGGCCUUGGGCGGUGGAACCAUCAGGGAUAUCAUGCUGGGCCGCACGCCCAUUUUCUGGACGACGAUGUACGAUGAAGCGCUUCUUUGCAUUGUCAUUUCCACUGGGGCAUUCUUUGGCUUGCCUUAUUUGGCAAACAGAUUCGGCAUCACUGCGGAAGGAGAGUUUGUCUUUUGGACCGACACUGUGGGCUUAGCAGCCUUCGCGGUUCUUGGUGCGCGUGUGGCAGCGUGCCUGCCUGACCAUCAUGUGCACGCAGGUGCCUGUGCUCUCUGCGGCUUGAGCACGGCUUGUUUUGGAGGUCUCGUGCGGGAUAUUUUGUGUCAGAAACCGCCCCGGAUCCUCUAUGCAGAGCAUGAGAUGUAUGCCACUCCUGCCUUGCUGGGGGCCUUGGUUUGCGUUUGGUUGCUGCGAAGCGGUGGUGCCGCUUGGCCUUGGAUAUUCCUAUCGUUUUCCAUGGGUUUUCCCAUGGUUGGAGAGAGCACUUCACAGCAGAUCUCCUUACGCGUUCUUUAUCAAACCUUGAGAUUUCCCACAAUUUGGGGUCGAAAACAUCCAAAAACACUUCCCAGGAGAGGCCCCUCGAUGUGGAGGGCAUGCUCUUGGGUGCCUGGGUGGUCAUCGAGCUGCGCGUCUUAGCCCUGAACCAUGGCCUUCGCCUGCCUUCCUUCCCUCCAGAGGUGGCAGCCCAAACGGCUCGGUCCUUUGAGUCAGAGCUGGAGUCAGCACAGGGGCUGCUGAGCCCAAGGCCACCCAUGGCUUCGUAGUGGGCAAAUUGGGCUGCGGUGAAAACAGCUGAGCCUGGUGAAAUCUGAAGUUUGGCGACGCCGGUGAAGCUGACGAUGUCACGACCACCGAUACCUCCCGUCUGAAAUAUUCUUCAAAAUGACGCGGGUCCCAAAACUGUGCAAUCUCUGUACUACGCUCUUAUUCAAUUUUGCAAUUUUCCUGCCAAAUCUGGAUCUAGCCUUUUCAGCCUUCUCGGAUGCCGGCUGUCAUGGACACUUGGGUACGGCCCAUUGAUACCGAUUGGGAGCUGCAAACUGGUCCAGCGAACCACUGGAAUCACUUCUGCCACCCACAAGGAUGCUGCCAAGAGCGUGAUGGCAAAGCAGGGGCAGUGGCCCGUGACAUGCUGGAACACCACCAAGGCGCCAGGCAUACAGAGACAUCUACAGAGCACUCCAGAGAGGGAGAAAUGGGUGAAAAA